This is a messenger RNA of Klebsormidium nitens, 2922 nucleotides long. NCBI's taxonomy places the organism in Eukaryota, Viridiplantae, Streptophyta, Klebsormidiophyceae, Klebsormidiales, Klebsormidiaceae. The record is from the annotation of a GenBank genome assembly.
CAUGCGUCAUGAGCUGUGCGAAGGCUGCAUUGCGGCCAAGGCGAAGCCAGCUUGUUGCUGCAACAUUUGGUGAUUGUCCAGAUUAAUCACUGCUUGUGGACCCGUCCUACCUAAAUGCAGGUCAGCCGACAGAUGACGCCUAAUGCGGCUGCAUUUAAACCUAAACUUUAUAAAGAGAGCCUCCCAGUUUGACACCUAGUGUUCGUGGUGCAAGCUUCCAUCAUGGCGGCAGCCUUGUCACGGCUUCAGCGCGUUAGCUGCUGCACCACUGUCACAUGGCAGCCCAGCGCUUCCGCAGCGGGCCGCCCAGGUGCCACCAAAGUGUACCCUGGGACAAAAGUGGUCGCCAUUGAAAGGGUUGGCGUCUUUCAGCCUCUCAAUGCAGUCUUUCGCCUACCGGUGAUCAGCAAGGGGACCUGGCACAACUUUCCGCCAGCUGUGCGGUGCGUCGCACAAGUUGCGGCCCGUGACAAGACUGGGCAGCUCACAGAAUGUGCCCCUGAGGAGCAAGGAGCAGUAUUCGGCACUAGCCCAGUUGCCAACCUGUUUGGCCCAGCUUUCCUUUCUGGAGGAACUGAGCAAGUUGACAAUGCACUGGCCUUGUUACUUGACUCUUAUCAAGAGCCCCUCAUCGAGGCGCCGCCGGCAGGCGCAACACUGCCUCUCGAUGCCACCUGUCACAUUCUGACUGGUCCUAGCGAGGUUGUUGAGGAUUCGGAACUGCAAGCCCACAUUGACGCCCUUUCGGAGGAGCAAGCAAUGCUUAGAGAGUCCUUCCAAGCCCCCCACGACGGACCCCUGAUCUUGCCAGACUCCCUGGAUUGGCGUCUGGCACGCCUUUCGCCAGUCGUCGCAGUUGACGAGCCCCCCCCAGAGACCCCAGUCCAGAAACUCCAAAACAUGCUCAUGGGCACUGCGAGGCUUCUAGGGGCGCUCGUACUGGCCUCCGCUCUCGCCCUUUGUACCCCCCACCCGGCGCUGGCGGCCCGCAGCAUGGGUCGCGCGGGCGGGGGGGGCUUCUCCAGCAGCCGCUCGAGUGCGGGUUCUAGCCGCUCUAGUUCUUCCAGCUCCAGCCGGUCCAGUUCGAGCAGCUCCAGCCGCUCUAGUUCUUCCAGCUCCAGCCGCUCUGGUUCGAGCGGUUCCAGCCGCUCUAGUUCUUUGAGUUCUGGCCGAUCUAGUUCUUCCAAUUCCGGCCGGUCUGGCUCCUCCAGUUCCGGCGGCUCUAGUUCUUCUUCCCGCCGCUCUAGUUCUUCAAGUGGCGGCAGUUCUGGCUCUGGCUUUCACUGGGGCAGCACUCCUUCGAGCCACUCUUCCAGUCACUCAAGCGACUCACAUGGUCACCCUCCCACUCACCCCAACACUGGCGGUCAUUCCCUCAGCCACUCUGAUAGCCACGCAAAGAGCGGUGUCAAACCCUGGAGCGGAGGGGCAGCUGGGAAGUCCUCUGGGAAACCUCCCGAGCCAAACCCGUCUCCAAGCUCUUCUGAGAAGCGGAGAUGGUUUGGUGGCGGCUCCCACGAACCCGAGGAGCCGUACCUCAACUCCCACUCUCAUAGCGACACGUUAGCGUCAAUCCACCUUCACUUGGGCGGCCCCACCCAGCCCCCCUUCAGCAGCCACCCGGGUGCCUACCACUACUCAGACACGCACGACCGGCUACUGAGGGCUUUUUUCCGCAGUCUGAGCGGCGAAGACCGCAGCAAGGAAACGGGGGGGCAGCAGCAGCCUGGGGCGGAGGUCCCCCGUACUCCGAAAGAGGCGGCUGCGGAUGCGGAAGCACAGAAAGCCACCCUUGAGGAAGUGUUGACCAUUCUUGGUAUUGCGGCGUUUGAAAUUCUUGUGGUUACGAUUCUUGCUCUGGGGAUGCACAGAAUAUUGAUGGUAGUUUUUGAAAGGGAACGCCCAAGCGACGACAACUCGGGAACCGUGAGGGAGAGGGACGGUGACCUGGUUGCUGACGCCAGCAGGGCCGCGGAGAGGACGCGUGAUGACGUCAGUGAGAGUCGCGCCCCCGAAGGAACGCGGGUGUACGAUUUUGACACGGAAGUGAAAAACCUCCUUACGGUUGUCAAGAUUCAGGUUGCUCUGCUGGGCCAGGCCAAGUCGGUUCAGGUCCAGAUGGAUAAGCUAUGCGAGGAGGCGGAUACGGGCUCCAAGGAGGGACUGCAUAAUCUCUUGACAGAGACCUUGCUGGUGAUCCUGCGCCACUCCACGUACUGGGCAUAUGGAAACGCUCAGAUGAUCCCCUUGGGAUACGACGCGGCUGAGAGACGGUACCAGCAGAUUGCACUGGAGGAGAGGUCCAAGGCGGAGCAGGAGACGCUGGUCAACAAGGGAGGCAAGCUGACCAAGAUGCCGUCCGUCCGCGAUACGGACGAAGAGCCGCCGCCCAACGAGCUAAUCGUCGUGACCGUCUUGGCUGCCGUUAAGGGCCGUUUGGAAGCGCGCGAGGGGGCACAACGCGUCGCCGCGCGUGAGAGCCUCAAAGGGGCACUGCAGGCGCUGAGCCAGGUGCAGGCGAAUGACCUCGAGGUGCUCGACAUUUUAUGGGUGCCCCAGGAAGAUGACGACACGCUGACGCACGCCGAGCUCAUUGAGAACUUUACAGAUCUGUCGCCCAUGUGAAUCCUGUGGUCGUAAUUCUUUCGGGGCUGGGUGGGGGGUGGAAUUGAAAAGAAACGAGAACUGUGUUGGAGACGAUAGUUGUCUUUUUCUGAAGGCUUCUAGUAGCCUUGGUCUCAACUGGUAAUGAUAGGACAGCGCAGGGACGGGUAUAUAUGGUUUUUGGACGGAUAGGAAGGCUUGUUACAUAGCUAGGACAGUCCUUGUUAAUCAUUUGGUACUCGCAGCAGUGCUUCGCUGAGUACAGCCAAGGGCGCUUACAGGGUCUCUCAAAAGGGGUGGGUGGGUAUUCGGUCACGG